Messenger RNA from Octodon degus (degu), 2738 nucleotides. It is a transcript of the gene Epop, whose product is annotated as elongin BC and polycomb repressive complex 2 associated protein. The transcript has a single exon. NCBI's taxonomy places the organism in Eukaryota, Metazoa, Chordata, Mammalia, Rodentia, Octodontidae. The record is from RefSeq and is a predicted model, not a curated record. Gene Ontology annotation, biological process: neuron fate commitment. The coding region runs from base 387 to 1355 and encodes 322 amino acids.
CCAGCGGGGAAGAAAGGAGGCGAGCGGGCGGAAGGCGCCCUCCCCGCCGCCUGGGCCCCGGCACCGGGUGCCGGGCCGAGGUCCUUCCCGCCUCCCGCGGUCGCCGGCCGCUUUGUUGGCCCCGCCCCGGGCGCUCCGGGCCGUUCCAGAGGGGGCGCCGGACCGCGGCGCGCAGGGAAGGCGGCGGCAGGAAGCGCGCUGGCAGCGAGGGGACCCAGGAGUCCGGCCGGUGCCGCGUGACGAGGUCCGGGAGGGGACGGGGGCCGGGGGCGCCCGCAAGCCGAGGCCUCCCCGUCGAGGGGGGCGAUGUUCCCCUCUCCUGAGGGCUCUGCGUGCAGCCGGGGCAACGCGCAGCUGGGCCCCGGGCCUCCGCUCUGGGCACCACUAUGGAGACUCUGUGCCCCACUCCGCGCCUGGCGGUGCCGUCGUCCCCGCGGGGGUCGCCAUGCGCCCCCUCGCCCCGGAAACCUCGCCGGGGGACUCAGUUCUCCUCGCCACUGUGCCUGCGCGCCCUGGCCUUCUGCGCCCUCGCCAAGCCGCGCGCACCCUCCAGGGGCCUGGGUCCCUGCACCUCCCCGUUCCCGGACGGCCUGAGGCAGCCCGCGCGGCCCCGCGCCCCGAGCCCUGCUGCCCACGAAGAUGCGGGCUCAGCCCCGCGCCCCGGCGACGCGCAGGAGGAAGAUGACGGAGGACCCCGCGCACCUCCGGGCCGCUGCCCCGAGCUUCUGUGUCCCCAAGAGGCACCGCCCGCGCCGGCUCCGGGCCUCCAGUUCCAGCCUUGUCCCGCCGGCAGCCCACCGCCACCUGCAGGUCUCGCGCCGUCGUCGCCGGAGCAAGACGGACGCCCCCCGCCCGAGGCACCCGCCACAGACCCCGAGGCACCAUCCGCAGACCCCUCGCUGGCCGCGCCGGUCGACCUCCGCCAGGAACACUUCGACCGUCUGAUCCGCCGCUCCAAACUCUGGUGCUACGCGAAGGGCUUCGCUUUGGACACGCCGAGCCUGCGCCGCGGUCCCGAGCGGCCACCCACAAAGACCCCGGGCAAGGGCGCCACCAAGAAGCGCCGCCGGCAAGCGUCCGCCCCGCGUCCGCCGCCCCCGGCCCGCGCGCCGCCACGCCGGCCCGCGCCCGUGCUGCCCGAAGCCGGCUCCUUCAGCCUGCUCAGCUGCUUCCCCUGUACGCCUGCCCUGGUGGUGGGUGACGAUGGAGACCUGCGGCCGGCCGCCUCGCUGCGCCUGCAAGGCGACGCCCGGCCGCCGCCCGCCCACCCCGUGUGGCGGUGGCAGGUAGGGGGCCCUGCGGUCCCCGAGCCCCCCGGUUGCAAGUUUUGGGGGGUCAACCUGGAAGAACUCUAAACGUGGGACACCGCUGCUGCUGCAGAGGACAGCUGGGGUUUCCGGGCUCGAGGACAGAGCCUGGCUUCUCGCUUCUGCUUGUUCUCGACGCUUUCUGCUCCGCGGGCUUGGGGACUCGAGUGACCGAGCUCAGAACAGCCCAGACCCAAGUGAUCUCUGUUCUGCUCAUUUCGGCAGGGGAGCCGAGGGCUGCAGUCGGGGACAGCCGAGUGACACGAAUUCCUGCCCCACCCUGGUGCUAUGGGGUAUAGUUAAGAAGGCCACUGUUCCCACACCCCAGAAGGAACUAGAGAGACCUUGGUGACGGACAAACCGCUUGUUUCUGCGUCCCGGGGCGAGCCUGGGCUUUGGGGGCUACAGAGGGGCCGGGAUGGUGAUUGGCAGCACCCUGGGGGGCCCCACCCCCACCGCUCAACCUUUAACCCUUGGCUGCCCGCAAGCCUUAGAGCCUGCACCCCUGAGCCCUUCUGGGGAAGGGGCCAGGUCACCCCCUCUUGCUCCCCCCUUGGCCCCUCUGAGUUCAGGCGACUUAACGAUUGGUGAGAGCUUCAGUCUCAGCCACUGGUCUUCCUUUUUUGCCCAGUUUGGAGUCUUUGCCCCCCAGUUUUUCAUUUGCUUUCAGUUCAUAGGUCUGAUGGAUUGAAGAGAAACCCUCACCUUGGCAGCCACCCCUCCCGCAGUUCACAGUUAAAAGAGGGACAGGACCUGGGGACCCCGUGGUCUCCUCUUCUGUAGACUUUGCCUGGGGACAGGGCAGAAGACUGUCCCAGGCAAAGUAAUGGAAGGUGGAAGAAAUCAAUAAAAUCAGACCAAACGAGUCGCCUCUCGAGGUCCUCUGGCCCGAUUAAGGAGGGGAUAGAGUUGAGGGCAGGCCUGAGUCCUUUCUCUGGUCACCCAGAUUUGAUCCCCUUAUGAGUUGUGACAAACCAGCCUGUCCUUUGCAGAGGGGUCACAAAAAGGGCUCACGUGGAGUUUGAAGCGGCAGGGUUCGGUGUGGGCGAGACCAGGCCGACACCCUCGGUGAGCGCUUGGGUUGUCAGGGCCUGAUCGAUCCGAGAGGCGGCGGGGCCUGGGGAUUAGGCUCGGGGUCAGAGGUCCCUUUUUCAGGCCAGGCCAGCUUGGCUGGGCCACGCCUGGUGUGAUGGUGAUGACUGCCUAGGUGCGCACCUCAGCUGGGGUGGGGUGGCCAGGUGCCCACCUUGGAGGGACCUGCGGCCUUUUGCUCUGCACUGCACUAGUGAGUCACUCCCGCUUCCCCUGAGAGGGGACCAGGGAGGGUCAGUUCCCGCGUCUGACCCUGGGGAAGGGCUUGUCUCCUUUUCUGUGAAAAUGCUUUAUAAAAAUGUUAUUGUUUGCAUAGAGCAGAUUCUUGAAAAACUGUUU